Lates calcarifer (barramundi perch) is the source of this 4186-nucleotide messenger RNA. RefSeq names its product ER degradation-enhancing alpha-mannosidase-like protein 2. The record is from RefSeq and is a predicted model, not a curated record. Gene Ontology annotation, molecular function: mannosyl-oligosaccharide 1,2-alpha-mannosidase activity; calcium ion binding. Gene Ontology annotation, biological process: endoplasmic reticulum mannose trimming; carbohydrate metabolic process; mannose trimming involved in glycoprotein ERAD pathway. Gene Ontology annotation, cellular component: membrane; endoplasmic reticulum. The transcript has 11 exons. The coding region runs from base 123 to 1805 and encodes 560 amino acids. NCBI's taxonomy places the organism in Eukaryota, Metazoa, Chordata, Actinopteri, Centropomidae.
GCACAUCGUUCACUUCCCGUUUCCUGACAGCUGCACAACAACGUCAGGAAGUCAUCCGAGCUCCUGUAUUUCACUCAUUCAUCGGAGCUUUAUUCUCUUCUGUCUCUCUCCGGGGUCUCUCCAUGCGCGCUCCCGGGUGUGUGGCGCUGUUGGUUUGGCUGCUGAACGAUGCGGCGGCUCGUCAGUUCACGGAGGAGGAGAUGUCUGGGAUCAGACAGCGCAUCAAGUCCAUGUUCUACCACGCCUACAACAGUUACCUCGACAACGCCUUCCCCUACGACGAACUCCGCCCGCUCACCUGUGACGGACAAGACACCUGGGGGAGUUUCUCACUCACUCUGAUUGAUGCUCUCGACACUCUGCUGGUUCUGGGAAACCGUACAGAGUUUGAGCGUGUGGCGUCACUGCUCCAAGACACUGUGGACUUCGACAUUGACGUCAAUGCAUCAGUGUUUGAAACCAACAUCAGAGUGGUGGGUGGUCUGCUGUCAGCCCACCUGUUGGCAGGGAGAGCCGGGAUGGAGCUGGAGUCCGGUUGGCCCUGUUCAGGACCGCUGCUGAGGAUGGCAGAGGACGCCGCCAGGAAACUGCUACCUGCGUUUCAGACUCCCACCGGCAUGCCGUACGGCACCGUGAACCUGCUGCACGGCGUCAGUCCCACCGAGACGCCCGUCACCUGCACUGCUGGCGUGGGAACCUUCAUCUUGGAGUUUGCCACACUGAGUCGGCUGACUGGAGAUGCGACGUUCGAGAACGUGGCCCGCCGAGCUCUGAGGGCCCUGUGGAAGACCAGAUCUGACAUUGGACUGGUGGGGAACCACAUUGACAUUGUGUCCAAGAAGUGGGUGGCUCAGGAUGCCGGCAUUGGCGCAGGAGUCGACUCUUACUUUGAGUAUCUGGUGAAAGGAGCCAUCAUGCUGCAGGACGAGGAGCUGCUCAACAUGUUCCUGGAGUACGAUCGAGCCAUUCAGAACUACACUCGUUUUGAUGACUGGUACCUUUGGGUGCACAUGCAUAAAGGAACCGUCUCCAUGCCUGUUUUCCAGUCUCUGGAGGCUUUCUGGCCCGGCCUGCAGUCUUUGUUGGGGAACCUGGACAGCGCCGUGAGAACCUUCCAGAACUAUUAUUCAGUAUGGAGACAGUUUGGAGGUCUGCCUGAGUUUUACAGCAUCCCCCAGGGAUACACUGUGGACAAGAGAGAGGGAUACCCACUGAGACCAGAGUUGAUAGAAAGCGCCAUGUACCUGUUCAGAGCCACAGGUGACCACACCUACCUCCAGCUGGGCCUCGAUGCUCUGGAGUCCAUCGAGAGAAUCGCCAAGACGCCCUGUGGAUACGCCAGUGUUAAAGACCUGCGAGAUCACCAGCUGGACAACAGGAUGGAGUCCUUCUUCCUCGCUGAAACCAUCAAGUACCUGUACCUGCUCUUUGACCCCACCCACUUCCUGCAUGGCGGCGGGACAGAGGGAGAUGGGUCUUGGGAAGAGGGCGGUGAGGGGGGGCAGUGUGUUUUAGGUGCGGGGGGGUUCAUUUUCAACACGGAGGCCCACCCUCUCGACCCGGCGGCGUUGUACUGCUGCAGCCGCCACACUCAGGACCGACGGGAGCUCCGAGACAUCCUGAUCAACCUGUCGCAGCACGACCGCCAAUCAAAACAGCCCACCAAGGAGACGGAAGGCCCUGCCCCCGAAAGCAUUGCUCUGAAACCAGGCGAGAAGAAGACGCCCCCCCUGCUGUCCUGUCCCGUGCAGCCGUUCAGUGCUCGGCUCUCCAUCCUGGGACAAGUCUUCAGCGAUAACACCUGACACUCAGCAUCCUGGUUAAAUAUCUUGAUUCAGCCACUGAUCUGAAACAGUUGAUUUUUCAGCACUGGAGUUACGGCCGACACGUUUCCCGUCUCGCUGUUUUUCUCGUCACUUUAUUUGCUGAUGUGUGAAAAGACAUUUUCAUAGCACGUCAGUUUUCAGGGAACUCAGACCAACAGGCAUAUUUUAUUGUCAGACACCAGGACAUUUGGAAAUCACAGCUGGAGUUUUAGGUUCAUAUUUCAAAACCUGUUUCCAACAAUCAUUCCUAAAUAGACUGACCACUGUCUUUAGAGACGGUUAUGUUCUGUGUUGUGAUGAAGGCAUUCAGGACCAGUGAGCCAAGAACUCGACUCGAAUGUUCUCUGCUGACUGUUGCUCUAAUUUAAAUUGAAGGUAAAAUAUAUUUUUAUUUAUUAGAAAAGUUGAGGUGUUUUCAUUUGUCAUAUUCUUAUUUGCUUUGUGUCAGUGUGUAAUUGUUGUCUUCAUAGUGAAGACUGGGGAAAAAUAAUAAUUUUCAAAUAUUUCCUUCUAUCCUGAUUGUAUUUGUUAUUUUUUUCUGUGGAGCUGAAAUCUUCAUAUGAACAAGGGGGGAAACAUUUCUUUAAGAGAUGGAACAGUACUAUGCUGGGAAAUGGUAUUACAGUUUCCUCUGGAGGGUCUGCAAACAGGGAAGCUGAAAUUUAUCAAUGAAGGUAAGAGCAGGAGCAAAGGAACCAAAGUCUAAAAAGCAGGGAUUCCAAUAGAAACUACAAAAGCACUGAAAGCUGCUAAGAAUGUUGUGAAUAGAAGUAAUAGAAAAUAAACAAGAGGUCACCUGCACAGCCACUAACUAUCAGGGGCCUUUUUAAAAAUAAACACUUUCUGACCAGAAGUAAAGAUCAUAAUAAACCUCUGUGGAGCUCCAUACCACACAAGAAAAACUGAACAAGAGUCAAUCAGACACCGAUCAAGGAUCUAAACAUCUUGGAGUGACUCAAACCUUUGCAGUUCUGCACAUACUGAUCCCAACGUCACCAAUGAAUGUCCACAAUCAAACGCUAAAGUUAAAGACUACUAUUUAUAAUAUUUUACAACAUGCAGCAGUGUGAGCUCCAACAGGAGACCAUCAUUAUGUUACUAGGUUCACUUUGUGAUCAUUUGUAGGCUGCAGCUGUGUGAUACUGUGGAGCCACCAGCAGGGGGCAGUACAGGAACUGUAUACAGAGCCACAGUGUUGGGCCAUCAGAUGAAUCUGUGGUUCUGAACGGAUCAGGAUCCUGCAGGAACCUCCUCUCUCUUCUCUGGAGAAUCGUUUGGGUUGGAUUGUGAAACAGUGACUUUUAAUAUUCAUUCAUUUCUCUUUUUCUGAUAUUUUUCAUAUAUUUUCAUGUGAAAGACUAAACAGUUUUCAGCUUCCAAGUCUCCAGGCAUAAUUCCCUCUUUAUAAUUCCUCAAUCAUUGUCUAGGGAUGCAAAUAAUACAAUAAUUACUGUAACUUGAUAUUGACACUAGGUAAAAGUUAGAUCAUCAGCAAAUAAAUUAGAAAAGUGAAAACUCACCUUCAGGAGCCAAAGAAAUAGUUUCUAAGGGCCAAAUAGCUUUGAAGAUGAGAACAUCUGCAACUGUUCUGAUUCUAUAGGAAAAGACACAAAAAACAAACUUAUUAAUGACAAAAAAAGACAGUGGAACGCAGUAUUAAUCUAAAGUUAGAAUUCCCGUGUUACUUUGAAUUAAUGGUUUCUGAUCUAUCCAUCUUUUCUCCCACACGAGCUGAAAGGUUCAGAACCACUAGUUUUAAUUACAGACUCCUUUACAACCACACAGUUUUAGUGAGGAAGCAGAUGAGUCAAGUCAUUCAGGGUUGAGCCUGAUAAAUAUUCACAACACAGAGAACAACAACAACAACAGACAUGUCAAGACUAAAUGUCCUAAUGUCUCCUCAGGUCACUGAGCUACACCACCAGGUGGUAACUGUCCCGUCUACCUGAUUAAUCAGUUUGUGAAACCUUCUUUUUGUUGGUGGAAUCGAGGAGUCAUCUGUUACACACAUUUGUACGAUUCAAGUUGUUACGACCACAAAGACACAGAGUUGAUGGAGAGAGAACAGGGAGGCAGCAGGACAUGGGCUUCUGGUUGUGCCACGCUGAGAGUUCAAGACCUGUGGUGACUGAGCUUUUGUUGCCUUGGUCCCGUGGUUUAAAAUCUAAUCUCAGGACCUGUUUUUUAUUCUCUCAACAUUCGUUUCUUGUCUUCAUGUAGUCAUAUGCUUUUGUUGUUGUAUGUUUUCAUUUGCAGCUUGUGAAGCACUCUGUAAUCCUUCUUUUGAAACGUGCUACAUAAACAGAGAUUUACUUCCCGCAUUGAAUGUUAACAAUAAAAUUAUUGAUUAAUGAGUUUUA